AUGAGGCCGCGGCCCGACGGAAGGGCGCUCCGGGCGGGAGCCGCGCUGUCUCCCGCUCUGCUGCUGCUGCUGCUCCUGCCGCCGCCUCCGCUGCCCGGGCGUCUGUGGGCCGCAGGGACGCCCGCCCCCUUGUCGUCGUCUUCGGUGCCCGGGGCUCGGCUGGACGGCACGCCUGGCACGGGCCGCGUGAAGCGUGGCUGGGUGUGGAACCAGUUCUUCGUGGUGGAGGAGUACACGGGCACCGAGCCCCUGUACGUGGGCAAGAUCCACUCGGACUCAGACGAGGGUGACGGGGCCAUCAAGUAUACCAUCUCAGGCGAGGGCGCCGGGACCAUCUUCCUGAUAGACGAGCUGACAGGCGACAUCCAUGCCAUGGAACGUCUGGAUCGUGAGCAGAAAACCUUCUACACGUUGCGGGCCCAGGCUCGGGACCGUGCCACCAACCGCCUGCUGGAGCCCGAGUCAGAAUUCAUCAUCAAGGUGCAGGACAUCAACGACAGUGAGCCGCGUUUCCUGCAUGGCCCCUACAUCGGCAGCGUGGCUGAGCUCUCUCCCACAGGCACAUCUGUGAUGCAGGUGAUGGCCUCGGAUGCAGAUGACCCCACUUACGGCAGCAGCGCCCGGCUGGUAUACAGUGUGCUGGAUGGCGAACGCCACUUCACUGUGGACCCCAAGACCGGCGUGAUCCGGACCGCUGUGCCUGACCUUGACCGGGAGAGCCAGGAGCGCUACGAGGUGGUGAUUCAGGCCACAGACAUGGCGGGGCAGCUGGGUGGCCUGUCAGGCUCCACCACCGUCACCAUUGUGGUCACCGAUGUCAACGACAACCCACCUCGCUUCCCACAGAAGAUGUACCAGUUCAGCAUCCAGGAGUCUGCACCCAUUGGCACAGCUGUGGGACGGGUGAAGGCUGAGGACUCAGAUGUGGGCGAGAACACGGACAUGACUUACCAGCUGAAGGAUGAAAGUGGCAGCAGCGGCAGCGUGUUCAAGGUCACCACGGACAGCGACACUCAGGAGGCCAUCUUAGUCCUACAGAAGCGCCUGGACUUUGAGUCUCAGCCCGUGCACACCGUGGUCCUGGAGGCCCUCAACAAGUUCGUGGACCCCCGCUUCGCAGACCUCGGCACGUUCCGCGACCAGGCGAUCGUGCGCGUGUCCGUGACCGACGUGGACGAGCCCCCCGAGUUCCGGCCGCCCUCCGGCCUCCUGGAGGUGCAGGAGGACGCGCAGGUGGGCUCCCUGGUCGGCGUGGUGACGGCGCGGGACCCCGACGCCGCCAACCGGCCCGUCCGGUAUGCCAUUGACCGUGACUCGGAUUUGGAGCAGAUCUUCGACAUUGAUGCGAAUACGGGUGCCAUCAUAACUGGCAAGGGGUUGGACCGCGAGACAGCUGGCUGGCACAACAUCACUGUGCUGGCCAUGGAAGCAGACAAUCAUGCGCAGCUAUCCCGGGCAUCCCUAAGGAUCCGGAUCCUCGAUGUGAACGACAAUCCCCCAGAACUAGCCACGCCCUAUGAGGCAGCUGUGUGUGAGGAUGCCAAGCCAGGCCAGCACAUCCAGACCAUCAGUGUGGUGGACAGAGAUGAGCCCCCGGGGGGUCACCGCUUCUAUUUCCGCCUGGUGCCCGAGGCACCCAGCAACCCUCAUUUCUCUCUGCUUGACAUCCAGGACAACACAGCUGCAGUGCACACGCAGCAUGUGGGCUUCAACCGGCAGGAGCAGGACGUGUUCUUCCUGCCCAUCCUUGUGGUGGACAGCGGGCCGCCCACGCUCAGCAGCACGGGCACACUCACCAUCCGCGUCUGCGGCUGUGACAGCUCUGGGGCCAUCCAGUCGUGCAACACCACAGCCUUCGUCAUGGCGGCCUCCCUCAGCCCCGGCGCCCUCAUCGCCCUCUUGGUCUGUGUCCUCAUCCUGGUCGUACUGGUGCUGCUGAUCCUCACCCUCAGGCGCCACCACAAGAGCCACCUGAGCUCAGACGAGGACGAGGACAUGCGGGACAACGUCAUCAAGUACAACGACGAGGGCGGCGGCGAGCAGGACACAGAGGCUUACGACAUGUCGGCGCUGCGCAGCCUCUACGACUUCGGCGAGCUCAAGGGCGGAGACGCGGGCGGCGGUGGUGGGGGCGCGGGCGGAAGCGCAAGCAGCCCCCCGCAGGCGCGCCCGUCCUCGGAGCGUCACUCGCUCCCGCAGGGGCAGCCGAGCCCCGAGCCGGACUUCUCGGUGUUCAGGGAUUUCAUCAGCCGCAAGGUGGCGCUGGCGGACGGGGACCUCUCGGUACCGCCCUACGACGCCUUCCAGACCUACGCCUUCGAGGGCGCGGACUCGCCGGCCGCCUCCCUCAGCUCGCUGCACAGCGGUUCGUCGGGCUCCGAGCAGGACUUCGCCUAUCUCAGCAGCUGGGGCCCGCGCUUCCGGCCUCUGGCCGCUCUCUACGCCGGCCACCGCGUGGACGACGAGGCCCAAGCCUCCUAG
Octodon degus (degu) is the source of this 2481-nucleotide messenger RNA. RefSeq names its product cadherin 22 (gene Cdh22). Gene Ontology annotation, cellular component: adherens junction; catenin complex; plasma membrane. The coding region runs from base 1 to 2481 and encodes 826 amino acids. Gene Ontology annotation, molecular function: cadherin binding; calcium ion binding. The transcript has 11 exons. The record is from RefSeq and is a predicted model, not a curated record. Lineage: Eukaryota; Metazoa; Chordata; Mammalia; Rodentia; Octodontidae. Gene Ontology annotation, biological process: cell morphogenesis; adherens junction organization; homophilic cell-cell adhesion.